AUGAAUAAAACUGUCGACGAUCUGGUUCUAGCUCCUUUCAGAGAUAUUGUGGCUCAUGGGGAAGCCGCUAUCAACAACGCGGAGGACAGUGGAGAUGGUGAAAUGCUCAGAGCUGCCCAAAUCCUCGUGAAAGAGGGAGAGCGAGCUCUCAAAAAGAUAGAGCCAGUAUGCCGGAAAGGUCACGACGAGUAUGGUCUGGAUUUUGUGGAUGCAUUGAUGGACAAUGGGCCUAUAUCUGAGCUCACAGAGGAGCUCAGUGAUUUUCUUUAUGAUUUUGAGGAUUAUGUGGAAGCCGACAGCUUCGAUGCUCGCAGGUUCUCAGAGCUGUACACACUGUCUCGGAAGGCCGCACCGCGAAUUCUCCAUGUCAUCACUCGCAUGAAGCUCGAAUCACCACAAUUUCAGGACAGUACAACGUCUCCGGUGAUUGAAACCAUAUCACCGUACGCGGAAUCGCCGUUGCCGUACCCUGAGGGCCCCGAAGCAGAUGGACAAAUACACGAUGCAUUACGCCAUGUGGCCAAGCUGGACAGGACACUUGAAGAAACGCCGGCAGGGGCAUUUGCGGUGCUGCCCUACCCUGAAGAGGAAGCCUCCACUGGGAGUUCCACAGUAGUCUCCAGCCAGGGUUCUGUCUCGGACCACCGUCGUGAGAGACAGUCCUAUGUUGACAUGGUACCGCCUCUCUUCGCGCGCUCGAAUGCCGAGUCCUCGGGAUUGCCAGUCAAUAGUAGCCCGAGCGUGCUGGCGAAUACUAGGCAAGAUGUGCCUGACGGGUUGAUUCCGGUGGACGGCGAAACCACCGCACAUGCCCCUCCCCUUCGACCGCCGCCGCCUAUACCAGAAGAUUGCAGCGUGACUCUGAACAGUUCGUUCUACCAAUUUAAGGGGUUUUGUCAAGGUUCCAUGGAUAUAAUACAAGGUGGCCCUGGGGUCAGGAGAAUAAAGAAGCAGGGCCUUUCCGGGGGGUUCAAAGAAGUCGCCAAGUGCAAAUCGUGUCCGUUCGAACUUGAAUGGGCGGCUGUGGAGAAAGAUCUGAACAAGGAGCCGAGCGAGAACUUCAAAUCAGCUGGGAUCGGCUUCCGCCUCCGGUUUCUCUCCAAGAGCCACAUGCCAGCUAAGCACGUUGGUGAUCAGGUCUAUGGAUGCCUCUUCUGCAUUCAGCUUGGGCGUACAACCCAACCUAACGACGCGACGGUCUUCUUCAGCCAGAAGCAGAUUUUCCACCACCUUGCGCGGCACCCACGGCCGUUGCCUCACGUCCCAGGCCUCACGGUCGUCGAGGACGCCGACAUAGGGCCUUAUGCAGACAACUACGAUCUGCAUUUCUUGAUUAUGCCACUUAAGUCACAUCUUGCAACCAUUAUGCGUGACCUGGCCGUCCUGCCAACGGCCACUGCCAUGCAGACUUACAGGCCCACACCAACAAGCAGUAUCAAGAGACCAACAGACGGACAAGAAGUUGUGAAUUUCGCCUCCGGUGCAAAGAUACUUGGUGUAAUAUUUCCUGACCGGUACCAAGGGGAGUGGUGUCUCGGAUGGUCAGAUCACCAAUACGCGGCAUUUCCAGCGGAUACUGUCAAACUCGACGAGCCAAAGAAGAAUGAUACACGAUUGCAGGGAUCGAGCAGCAUGCGUGCAAUAGCAAGGUGGAAGUUUUCGGCCCGGGGAAAGUCGAGCGAGUGGCUCUCAUUUAGCAAGGGAGAGAUCAUCACAAAUAUUGGCUAUUCUCACCAGGAGCACUGGUGCUGGAGCGGAACGAACUCGAAAGGGAGGACGGGAAUAUUCCCACGGUCUCAUGUUGAGCCCGGCUCACUAGUGGAGUUCACACCGGAAUCAGACCGGUCGAGUUUCGUUAGCCGUGAGAAGAAGGCUGGGCUGCUUUCGCGGAUAUCCACGCGGCACCGGAGCAGUGCCUCCGGAGGUUUUGGCCUCUCGCCGCGAGGGUCUAUCUAUUGA
Messenger RNA from Diaporthe citri, 1959 nucleotides. RefSeq lists its product as uncharacterized. Lineage: Eukaryota; Fungi; Ascomycota; Sordariomycetes; Diaporthales; Diaporthaceae. The record is from RefSeq and is a predicted model, not a curated record. The transcript has 8 exons. The coding region runs from base 1 to 1959 and encodes 652 amino acids. Gene Ontology annotation, molecular function: protein binding.